This is a messenger RNA of Colletotrichum navitas, 2799 nucleotides long. RefSeq names its product calpain family cysteine protease. The transcript has 2 exons. Bases 1 to 2799 code for a protein of 932 amino acids. Gene Ontology annotation, biological process: proteolysis. The record is from RefSeq and is a predicted model, not a curated record. Gene Ontology annotation, cellular component: cytoplasm. Lineage: Eukaryota; Fungi; Ascomycota; Sordariomycetes; Glomerellales; Glomerellaceae. Gene Ontology annotation, molecular function: calcium-dependent cysteine-type endopeptidase activity.
AUGGCGCCCUACGGUGACCCUCCGCCAGCCGUGGUGCCUGCCGUACCAUCUGACAAGCGCAACAAGAAAGCCCCUCAAGAGAUUCUCUCCGACUUCUGGAACAAGUUCCAUUCGAAGCACCCCGGGAAGGUGACAUCCAUCUUCCCCCGGUCCCUCUAUGCUUCUCUGCUCCCCGACUUCCAGCCCCGGGGCGCCUCGUCUACCCGCAACGCCCAAGAAUCCUAUGAAGCCGCCGCCCGCGAGUGUCGGGAGAAGGUGAAGCGCAUCGUCCGCGAGUGCGAACGGACGAACGAGAAAUUCACCGAUGCAGACUUCGAUAUCGAGCGUGAUCCCUACAACAACUGCCUCAACGGCCUCGUCCGCGACUCUGACUUCGGUCCUGGGGGCGGCGGCCGCGCGGCUGAUGAUGGACCCAAUGUCAGCAGCUGGGACGUCAAGAACAGCUUCGACACCUUGGCUGCUGCUCAGGUCUUGGGGCCUAACUCCACCAUUCCCAUCGACCCGGCCGUGGUGAGCCGCUUUCUGGGGAGCAGCGAUGAUAUCUGGAACCCCUUUGCCAGUGCGAGAGACGGCUCAGGGGCGCGAGCGGGGCUAAGAUCGGGCCCUGUCAAGGCCUCCAAGCGUCAGGGUGUCCGGGGAGGCGAGUAUUAUAGCCCGGGCUCCAUCCAUCGUCUCGACUGGAUCUUCGAGUCUCCUCAGUUUACAGUCAACGGCUACUCCUCGUCUGACAUCAAACAGGGCGCCAAUGGCGAUUGCUGGUGGCUCGCCGCUGUCGCAACGAUUGCGCACCGCAAAGACCUUAUGCAAAAGGUAUGCGUUGCGCGUGACGAGGAAUGCGGCGUUUAUGGGUUCGUCUUCCAGCGCGACGGCGAGUGGAUCUCGACCGUCAUCGACGAUAACCUCUACCUCAAGGACUCCGACUUUGAUUAUUACGGCGACGUCUACGACGCCAGCGGCAAGAAGGCCCGUCUGCACCGCAAACGCAAUCAGACGGGCUCCGACGCCUUGUACUUCGCCCGCUGCGAGGACCAGAACGAGACAUGGCUGCCGCUACUCGAAAAGGCCUAUGCCAAAGUCCACGGCGACUACGAGGCCAUCUCGGGUGGCUGGCCCGGUGAAGCGGUGGAGGACAUGACAGGUGGCGUCACCUCGACAAUUGCCACUAACCGAGUGCUUCGGAAGGACAGGCUCUGGAAGGAGCUUGUCAACACCGACGGCGAGUUUGUCUUUGCUCUGGCCGCCAUGGGCACUGGCUGGGACUGGCAGAAGAGCGGUCUCGCACUGGGACACGCGUACUCCAUCCUCCAAUCCCGAGAAGAGGUGGACGAGGACGGCAAGAAGGUCCGCCUCGUGCAGAUCAGAAACCCCUGGGGCGAAAGAUCCGACGGCGGUGUCGGCGAGUGGAAUGGCCCCUGGUCUGAUGGCUCAAAGGAGUGGACGCCGUACUGGCUGAAGCGAAUGAACCACACUUUCGGCGACGACGGCGUCUUCUGGAUGUCGUACGAAGACAUGCUGUCGACGUUCAUGUACAUCCACCGCACCCGCCUGUUCGACGAGAAGUGGACCGUCGUACAGCAGUGGACCUCGGCCAACAUCUCUUGGGUGACAGGCUACCUCCAUACCAAGUUCAUCGUCGAGGUCAAAAAGUCGGGCAUGGUCGUCAUCGUUCUUACGCAGCUCGACGACCGAUACUUCCAUGGGUUUGAGGGCCAAUACUGGUUUGAACUGCACUUUGUCCUACAAAAGGCUAUCCCGGAAGUCACCGGCGACAAAUCCGAGGAGGGAGAGAAGACUAAAAACGCCCUCGAGCCGGAGCAGAUCUGCCGUGUCCGCCCCGUGCAUAAGUGGGAGAACCGCUCCGUCAGCUGCGAGGUCGAUCUGGAGCCUGGUGUAUACGAGGUUCUCCCCAAGGUGACGGCCACGCGCCACCACAACGGCGACGCCGCCAAGCCCGUCGAGGAGGUCGUCAGGGAAUACGCGGAACGCAACCCGCAGAAGCUGCGGCAGGUCGGGCUGCAGUACGACAUAGCGCACUCCAAGGGCGGCGUGCGGGACGAGGACGGGCUGAUUGAGAAGAAGAAGCUCGAGGCGAAGCAGAAGAAGGAGAGCAGGAAGGCCAAGAAGAAGAAGAAGCAGAAAAAGGCGCUCGGCGUCGCGGCCAAGGCACUCGAGGAGUCAGCCAAGGUCGUAUCGGAGCUAGCCAACGAAGGGAAGAAGACCGAGGAGAGCAAGUCCGCGGAGAAGCCGGAGACGAAGAAAGAGGCCAGCCAGGAAAAGGAGAAGGAGAAAGACGGCGACUGGACCGAGGUCAAAGAGUCCGACAAAGAGUCCACCGGCAGCAGCCAGAAGCUUGCUACCACAGACGAUAAGCCAGCAGGCCUGACUGGUUCCAAGCCCGGUGACGGGCCCGUGCCGGAGCCCAAGAAGGAGGACGAAAAGAAAGCCGAAGAGAAGACAGAGGAGAAAAAGGAUGAGAGUAAGGGAGACGCUCCCGCUGUCAAGGAGGCCGAUACGGCCGAGGCGUCCGUUGUGCCCUCGCCUGCCACCAAAGAGGAAGAGGUUCUCGUGGAAGCGCCAGUCGAGGAAGAAGAGGACUCGGACUCGGACUCUGACACCGAGUCCAUCGACAGAGAUGACGGCGAGGAGCUCGCAGGCCCACCGUGGAACGCUGUAUGCGUGCUUGGCCUGCGGGUGUACUCCCAGGACGCGGACGUCGGCAUCAAGCUGGUCAAGUCUAGCGACGAAGAAGAGGCUGCGAGUUUGACGGUUGACGGAGAGGCUGCCGGGGCAACUGUGUAA